Messenger RNA from Amphibalanus amphitrite, 1826 nucleotides. RefSeq names its product maleylacetoacetate isomerase-like. The record is from RefSeq and is a predicted model, not a curated record. Gene Ontology annotation, molecular function: maleylacetoacetate isomerase activity; glutathione transferase activity. The transcript has 2 exons. Gene Ontology annotation, biological process: glutathione metabolic process; L-phenylalanine catabolic process. Gene Ontology annotation, cellular component: cytoplasm; mitochondrion. Lineage: Eukaryota; Metazoa; Arthropoda; Thecostraca; Balanomorpha; Balanidae. The coding region runs from base 97 to 771 and encodes 224 amino acids.
ACCGGGCGGAUAAGGCCCAUCAGUCCACUGUGUCCGCUGCGCUGGGUCUACACGCUGCUCCGCCUGUCUCCGCCGCUCCCGCAAACUUUAGCCGCCAUGAUUCUGUACUCGUUCUUCAUGAGCUCGUGCUCGUGGCGUGUGCGAGUCGCUCUGCGUGCAAAAGGAAUCGACUACGAAUAUCGUCCCAUCAACCUCCUGAAAGGCGAGCAGCGCGGCGAGGAGUUUCUGAAGGUGAACCCCAUGGGACAAGUCCCCACCUUCAUCGACGGAGACCUGAUGCUCACCCAGUCGAUGGCUAUACUGGAGUAUCUGGAGGAACUCCAGCCCGAGCCGAGUCUUCUGCCGUCCGACCGCUCGCAGCGGGCCAUCGUGCGUCAGAUCUGUGAAAUGAUCAACGCGGGGAUCCAGCCGGUGCAGUCUGGUGCCUACGCGCGGCUGGAGGCGGUCGGUGGAGAGGGUGCCGGCCUGGCCUGGGGUCAGGAGGCCAUCGAUAAGGGGUUCACGGCGCUGGAGGGGGUGCUGGCCAAGACUGCCGGGACGCACUGCGUGGGUGACGAGCUGACCCUCGCCGACUGCUGCCUGGUGCCGCAGGUGCUAAAUGCCCAGCUGCGGUUCAAAGUGGACACCACCAAGUUUCCCAUCAUCACUCGCCUUCACAACUAUCUCGUACAGAGGCCCGAGUUUGCCGAUACCCACCCGGAGAAGAUGGUGGAUUGUCCUCCAGGGUUUAUGGCCGGUAUCGCGGCUAAAAAUGCAGCGGAGAAGAGGUGAAGGGUGGAGGGGGAGAUCUGCGGAUGGGGAAUGAUGGUGAGGUGAUGUGGGGGGGGGGGGAGACUUACGACCGAUGGCGGAUUGGGACUCAGUGACUGAUAACUGAGAGCUGACGGUGACUGAGAGUUGUGACUGAUGAUUUCCCAUACCUGCUACAUUGCAUGAUUAAAUCGAGACAUCCAGGCAUUUAAACGGCACGUGCACUGUACCACACUUUUCAAAGUUUAAUGCAAUGCUUUAAUAUUACAAGCCGUGUGGUUCAAGGGGUGUGGUUAAACACGCUGAACCACACGGCUGCUGACGUCACUAUCAUAUAGUUGUGAGCUUUUUGGCAGGUAUGGGAAACACCUUCCAGCCCUAAGGCCGGGAAUUCAAUAAAUGUCACCUCGCUUUUUUAGCAAAAUCACCUCGGGCCUAACGGCCCUCGGAGUUUUCGCUAAAAAACCUCGGUGACAUUUAUUGAAUCAUCCCGGCCCCGGGCAGGAAUAUAUUAUGUCGAACGGUGACAGACUGAUGAGUGACAUUCUCUGGCGAAUAACUAGCUUUAUGCUGUUGACUAAUAAAGCACCAUGACUUCCGUCAAGUUUACCGUUACUUGUACCUAAUCGAGACUUGACUUAGACCCGUCUUUGACUGCGACUAGUGAUGAACCGUUAAUGACGAUAAUCUGAAGACCGAAAAUGACUGACUCAGUGACAACUGCAUCAACUCGCGACUGAGACCGCUGACUUGACGCCUGAAAUAGUCGCGUGAGUUGAAGUUCAAUGUUAGUUUUACGCUAGCUCUGCGAAGAACAAAUAGAUGCGAAGGUGAAUGAACGAUGAAUUUCUGCCGAAUCGUCAUGAUUCAGCAGUAUGCUGGAAGCUAUUGUGCAUAUCUACAAAGUCACGGUCAAAUCUGUGCUGACUUGGCCACGACAGCGGCAGCAUCUGGCUAUUUAUUUGCACGUUUUUUCUAUUAAUAUGUCAACACAGGACGGCAAGCGUUUUUACAGCGAUACAUGACGAUCAUAAUUGCUUCUUUAGUUUUGUUAAAUAUACUUUUAUACUUUUAAA